UGAGUGGCUCUCGAGCCCUGUAGCCUCAGUGAGUCCCGCCGCCCACUAACCGCCUUGAGCCGCCCAAAUCCACAAUCCACUCUGAUCUGUCAAUAUUAUCGCCGUCUCCUUCUGGCCGUCCUGGAUUAUCUCUCAGGCCAGGCGCGCAGCAUCUUGCAUUGGAUUCUUCCAGCGUUAAGAAGCUGACCGCCAUCCCUCGGACGGCCUCGCCAUGCCAUGCCAUGCCAGACAUAAUCGUGCCUGUGCUUGUUCCUGUGCCUGUGCCUCCGGUGACGGCGCUGCAGCAACUGAUCUGUGAUCUGGCGGUUGACGCUGACAUCCAAUGCGCCAGCGCUCACUUUGUUUCUCAGUGCCAUCCCGAGCUGCUGCAGCAACCCCCAAGGAUCAGGGCAAAGGGGGGGCCCCGGCUAGUCCAAUUGGCUCAUCGUCUUGGAUCGCGGCCUCUUUGUGCUGUACUGCUGCGCCGUUCAUCUCCGCCAAAUGCUGUGCUCGCCUCGCCUCGCCAUCGUUUGGCAGUAGUGGACGCUGCUAUACGAUGCACGGAUGCGUCCUCGACGAGCCGACUGGCGCGCUCUGGCUGCAAGUCAACCUGCAAUUAUACUGUAGCGCUCGUCUCUAUUCUGGGCUCUUGCUGUGCUACCGGGCUCCAUUGUCGUGGCGUCUCGAGCCAAGUUCAAUGUCCAAGUCGACGUCCACGUCCGAGGCUCCAUGGCGGGACGCAAUGCUCCGCACCGGCGAUGAUCUGCCUCCAUAUCUGAUGGCUGGCGGCCCAGAUACGGGGUAGCCUGGCGUGAUGGGGCGGUCAUCUUUCAUCUUUGAUGUUGAGGCCCUCUGGUUAUGCCAGCUCGAGCGUCCCGGAAGCGCAGGCUCUUCUCCCCAAACCCUAGCCGUAACGCAAGUCGACCAUUUCGGCAGUCUUGUGUUUCCUCGAUGGGGGGGCCUCUUACUACAUGAGUACUCCGUAUGGAGUUGCGUUGCUCAGAGAGAGUCCAAGAAGGACAACGACUGCUAACGAUGCGACUUUAGCCAUCGCGGCAUAAGUGGCGACCAAC
Trichoderma harzianum CBS 226.95 is the source of this 1052-nucleotide messenger RNA. RefSeq lists its product as hypothetical. Lineage: Eukaryota; Fungi; Ascomycota; Sordariomycetes; Hypocreales; Hypocreaceae. The transcript has a single exon. The coding region runs from base 222 to 758 and encodes 178 amino acids. The record is from RefSeq and is a predicted model, not a curated record.